AUGUCAGUACAAAGUAUUUCAUUACGUGCUAUGUGGUUACCCAACGUGCCUGACUGCCAUUCAGCAGAAUACUCUGAGACCGAAUGUGGGCAUGAAUCACAGCGUGAAGCAAAUCAGACAGGAAGCCUGAGUGAAGGUUUGUACAGCGACGAUUCCGAUGAGGAAUGGGAUAUUGAUUCAGAAAAUGUUGAACCUGAAAAGACGACGGACUUAUCGUGCCUUUAUCGAGUACUCGAUUUGCGGCUUGCAAGUCUGAUCUUUCUUCAUCACUUUAGAGCACUGUAUUUCGCACCCCUGCGGUCUGCAUACAAGCAACACUGUAUCACGCGGCUUGUAACGGCGAAUCUUGGUCAACAAAAACACCCUAUUCCUUGGCCUGAGUGGGCCGAAGCUCGUAGCACCCCUCAUACCACUGUACCUGGUUUCAAGACUCUCUCAAGCCCAAAAAGCCUGUACCGCCUAGCCGAUAAUGCAAUGAAUGUAAUCACCGAGAUUCAGAGCUCAGUCUUCCAGCAACACGAGGAACUGCGUGUGGAGGCCUAUAAAGUGAUGCGUAGAAACUGGCGAUCAUAUCGUUGUGCGGUGAUCGCUCCUUUCAUCACGAACCUGUCACCAGAGGAAUCAAUUCUUGUUUUUAAUCACAUACUCAAGGAUCUUACUCCCUAG
Messenger RNA from Melampsora larici-populina 98AG31, 666 nucleotides. RefSeq lists its product as uncharacterized. The coding region runs from base 1 to 666 and encodes 221 amino acids. The transcript has 5 exons. Lineage: Eukaryota; Fungi; Basidiomycota; Pucciniomycetes; Pucciniales; Melampsoraceae. The record is from RefSeq and is a predicted model, not a curated record.